Prorocentrum cordatum is the source of this 927-nucleotide messenger RNA. NCBI's taxonomy places the organism in Eukaryota, Dinophyceae, Prorocentrales, Prorocentraceae. The record is from the annotation of a GenBank genome assembly.
AUGAGCCCCAAGACGGCCCCAGGAGACGCUGAGUCCGAGAUGGGCAAGACUGCCCGGGGAUGCCCUGGCCAUAGUCUCCAAGAGCCCUGCACCUUCACAAUGGAUAGGCCCAGGCCCACCGAGGGCGGCCUGCGGGGCCGGCGCGUGGCGGUGACGGGCGCCAGUGGCUUCCUGGGGAGGCACCUGCUGGAGCGCCUGCGGGAGCUGGGUGCCGAGGUGCUGCCCGUGAGGCAUUCGGAGUUCGACCUCACCGAGCAGGCGGCGGUCCGGCGUCUGUACGCGGACCUGAGGCCCGAGGUGCUCAUCCACGCUGCAGGGGCGGUGGGCGGCAUUGGGGCCAACGUGGCGAACCCGGGGCGCUUCCUUUACGAGAACGCCGUGAUGGGCCUCAUGCUGCUGGAGGAGGGCCGCGCCGCGGGCCUGGGGAAGCUCGUGCUCGUGAGCACGGUGUGCGCUUACCCGGAGUCGGCAGGCCAGGGCGAGGGCGGCGUGAUGCGCGAGGAGGUGCUCUGGGACGGCUUCCCGAGCGCCUCCAUCGCCUCCUACGGCAUCUCGAAGAGGUUGCUGCACGAGGCGCUGCGGCAGCAUCACAAGCAGUACGGGCUGCGGAGCGCCACGCUGGUCCUCACGAACCUGUACGGCCCCCACGACCACUUCGACCAGAACGGCCACAUGGUCCCCAUGGUGGUGGCGCGCUACUGCGACGCGGCCAGGGAUGGCUUGUCGAGCGUGACCAACUGGGGGACUGGCAAGGCGAUCCGGGACUGGGUCUACGUCGGCGACGCGGCCCGCGCCAUCUGCCUCGCGGCGGGCUCGGACGCCCCCGCGCUCUGCGACGGCACGCCGAUCAACAUCGGCAGCGGCCAGGGCCGCACGGUGCGCGAGCUGUGCGAGCUGUGCCAACGGCUGUCCGGCUACGAGGGCGAG